Messenger RNA from Colletes gigas, 1761 nucleotides. RefSeq lists its product as uncharacterized. Gene Ontology annotation, cellular component: sperm midpiece; non-motile cilium. Gene Ontology annotation, biological process: positive regulation of flagellated sperm motility. NCBI's taxonomy places the organism in Eukaryota, Metazoa, Arthropoda, Insecta, Hymenoptera, Colletidae. The transcript has 7 exons. Bases 382 to 1761 code for a protein of 459 amino acids. The record is from RefSeq and is a predicted model, not a curated record.
UGCAUCUGGCACAAAUCGAUGCAUGCAUUUUUUUAAUGGUAAAGAGAAAACUCAUGGAAACCAUACUUCAACUUGUUAACCCUAAUGUUGAUGUUUCCAAAGUUACAUGGAGUACACCACAGUUUUGGAAUUUAUGGGCAUAUGCCAUAAAUGCCUUAGCAGUGUUAGCACCCAAAAUGCCAAAAGAAUUCGUAAGAUACGACGGCACGGUUAGAUUAUUAAUGCUAUUGGACUGGAGUUUAAGUACAAAGCCUGAUACAAAGAUAAUAAUGAAUUGUACAAAAACAAUCUGUACAAUUAUUCUAAAUGACAAUAUAUUUUUAAUAGAAAAUUUUCGAGAGUAUGGAGCAAUAUUAUCAUUAAUUAGUUAGCGUUUUCUUUAUGAUUAACGUUGACUUUUAUUUGUUCAUCAUUUUAAUAUUGUACAGCAACAUUAUUAUUCCCCAUAUAGAACUGAUUAAUUAUAUUUUGAAGUUUGAACAAAUUCCAACACAGAAGCAAAGAAUUUUAACAUUGGUGUUAGUCACACUUGAGAGACUUUUGAAAAAACAAUCAUUUUACAAAGAAAUGUAUGGAGAACAAAGUAUUAUAUUUAUUAUGGAAUUGUUAUUUCAAUGUUUGUACCAGAAAGAUAAAGAAAAUCAGAUAGAUCAACGUCUUUUGUUAGCAAUAGGUUCAUAUAUUUGGGAAUGUAUAGUUCAGUGUCCAACGAAUCUUGAAAGAUUUAUCAAAUAUGGAGCAGUAUACGUUAUUCUUGACAUCAUUCAAAUUGUUCCAUAUCUCUCUCAAUGUUUAUUUCUUGGUGUUUUAACCGAUAUGUGUGAUAAUUUUUUCUGUGGACCUUAUUUGUGUACUUGGAGAGGAAUUGAUAAGAAAAAUGGAUUGAUGUCCUUGCUAACUACAAUAUGGAGAGAAGAAGAAAUUCGAAUAAAAGUUGAAAGACACACAGAUGACGAAGAAUUGUCUCAAAUGAGCAACAGACAGUGGAUAGAAACAUACCAUACAAAGUUAUGUGGAAACAUUAGCCCAGCAAUACACGAUAUGAUUGGUUCUGUUAGAUCAAAAAUAUACAGUAUUCGAAAAAUAAUUGAGAGAGAUAUCGAAAAAUACGAAAUGGCAAAAGAGCAUUAUAAAAUAUUGUACAUUGAUCUUCCAAUGGAAGACAGAAUCACAAUGUCUUCCAUAGAUUUGUAUUUUAAAUUAAAGUUAGGUGAAACAUGGGUAGAAAUUGCUAGAUAUUUUGAACAAGUUGGCAUCACUCCACUUGGUAUGGAUGGUCAGGCAAUCUUUCUAAUGACGCAACAAUAUUAUUCGUUUGGAGUAAUGAUAAAAGAGAGACAAAAGAGAAUAGUACAAUUUGUUAAAAGGGAAGAGGAAAUACAAGAAAAAGAUGAGUAUGCAAGGAUUCGUGAUUCUAAGCUUGCUCUAUCAUUAGAUGCAUUCGACGAAUUAGAUUAUAUAUAUAGAACAACAAAUAGAGCAUACAUGUUAAAAAAGAAAAAUGAACAAAGGCAGCAAAUUAAUUUAGCCUUGAAUUUCCCACCUGACUCGAACAAUGCACACUGGCAUAGAACAUUCAUGGACAAACCAGAGUCUACGGCCAUAUAUGAUCAAAAUCAAAGAAUAAUUAGUAGUUUAGUAACAGAUUCAAAUCUUGAUCAAAGGAAGGUUUCAUCUAUUUCACCAUAUCAUUCAGAGAUUUUUGACGAAAUGUCUUGUUCUAUGAUAAGCAAUAGCUUGUUCGAAAUAGAUGAAUUAUGA